UGUGUCUUGGUCAAGAUGAAAGGUUUUUGUGUUGUUUUUGUGUGGAAAUGGCAGAAGGCGUUAUAGAUGGUUCUGGCUAAAGGCCGUGAUUGUGCCCGGAUUGAGAAAGUUGAUCUAGAGUUUGCGAGGUAAUAUUUGGGGAGUUGUUUUGAAGUUGUACAGCCAGUCAAACGGGUUUUGUACAGCAGACUAGAAGACAGUUCACACCACGGGCUAAACCAAGCAGCCGUUUAGUUUCACUUUAUUUCUUUUUGUUUUGAAAACGCGGCGAGGAAAUUAGAAAAAAAAAUCCAAGAAAAGUAUGAAGAGUCGGCGGGAGCUUCCGGCGGAGUAGGUUAACGAUCAGAAGUGAAAUCCGUUUGUUUGGAGCCGGUUUCGAGUUGGGUUUAGACAGGAGUUGUUUUUUUAGGAUCGCAGUAGGGGAGCAGCUUGCGUAAAAGUGCGUGAAAACGAAUGAGGGCUUUGGAGACUCCAUAGUGUCUCUGUCGCUCCCUCUGUCUCUUAACUUUUAACCCAUUGCACGAUGGAUCAGACUACUAGUGACCCAGGAUCAGGGCAGCAGUCACCUCCGGAUAAAGAGCUGAAAAGGAAGAGAGCUGAGAGCGCAGGUAGUCGCUCACCAGCCAGGAAGCGAGUGGCCGCGGACAUGCCUUUGGCGUUUGCUGGAUUCUCACACGAUAACGAGGUCUCUCUAUUUUUUCCCCCUGACGAACUCAGAUCAGACUGCCCGCAGAUGUUAGUGCACAGUUUCUCGGCCAUGGACCGGCACGACGGCACGAGCAAUGGGACUCCACGGUUGCCUCAGUUAGGGACGGUCAGCCAGUCUCCGUAUCCGACCGCCCCGCCGCUCUCUCACACUCCCAACACGGACUUCCAGCCACCCUACUUCCCUCCUCCGUACCAGCCCAUCUACCCGCAGUCGCAGGACCCCUAUUCCCAUGUGAACGACCCUUACUCGCUGAACUCGCUGCACCCGCAGCCCCAGCCGCAGCACCCGACCUGGCCUCAGCGGCAGAACCAGGAAGCGGGCAUCCUUCACCAGCCCCGCGGGCUGCCCCAACUCGCCGGCCUGGACCCGCGGAGGGAAUACCGGCGGCCCGAGGUCCUCCUCCACAGCACCCACGGACUCGAGUCCGGCCUCGGAGAUACAUUGCCCAUCCACAGCAUCGCACACGCCAUCGAGGAUGUACAGCAUGUUGAUGACCAAGGUAUUAACAUCCAGGACCAUACCGUCAUUAAGAAAGGUCCCAUGUCCCUAUCUAAGUCUCACAGUGGGGCUGUCACCUCGAUCUCACUCAAUAAAGACGGGCUCUUUGGCGGGGUUGCGAACCCGAACGAGGUGUUUUGUUCAGUUCCGGGUCGCCUCUCCCUCCUCAGUUCAACAUCAAAGUACAAGGUGACGGUGGCGGAAGUGCAGAGACGCCUGUCUCCGCCCGAGUGUCUCAACGCCUCGUUACUGGGAGGAGUGCUUAGGAGGGCGAAAUCUAAAAAUGGAGGACGGUCUUUAAGAGAAAAAUUGGACAAAAUUGGAUUAAAUUUACCGGCAGGCAGGCGCAAAGCUGCUAAUGUAACGCUGCUAACCUCACUUGUUGAGGGUGAAGCUGUGCACCUUGCCCGAGAUUUUGGUUAUGUUUGCGAAACAGAAUUCCCAGCCAAAGCAAUAGCUGAAUAUGUCAACCGGCAACAUUCCGACCCGAGUGAACAAGUGACACGAAAAAACAUGUUACUUGCAACAAAACAAAUCUGCAAAGAGUUUACAGACUUGCUGACUCAGGACCGAUCUCCUUUGGGGAAUUCUCGGCCAGCCCCGAUCCUGGAGCCUGGCAUUCAGAGUUGCCUCACUCACUUCAGCCUCAUCACACACGGCUUCGGGAGCCCGGCUCUCUGCGCCGCCAUCACCGCCUUGCAGAACUAUCUCACCGAAGCACUCAAAGCCAUGGACAAAAUGUACAUGAACAAUACUCCCAACAACCACACGGGCGAAAACCCCAGUAAAAGCGGAGACAAGGACGAGAAGCACAGAAAGUAAUGGGAUAGUUUAAAAACACGUACAAUUUCGUAAAAAAUAAAUAAAAUAAAUAAAAGUUGUCAUAUAGAUGUGACUGUUUCUCCCUCAACCUGGAACCCGGAGCCUUAGCGAACAGUGCAGGCGAUGAAGAAUUUUGAACUGCUUUUGAAAUGACACGAAAAAAAGUUUCUGAACUUUUUACCAAGUUAAAACUUCAUCCGACUGCCUCCUGAUUGACAUAACCCCCCGUUGUUUAUCUCUGUUAAGGUUGUAGUCACAAUCAUUUAAGGAAGGUAACGAGGACACAUUUUAUCAGUAUUGUGAAUAAACCUGCACAGUUCCUCUGUCAUAAUCAUCGUUGUAGAGAAAAAAAAGUCCUCUAAGGUAACGGUCAACUUGAACAUUUAUUGCAACUUGCAGUCCGCGGUAUAACAAGGGAAACAGUGUUCAUGUAUGUAUAUAUUUAUUUAUGUGUAAUUUAAUGGGAAUUGUAAAUAUGGUGCGUCUGUUUAAGCCUUUAUUUUAUUUAACUGGUGAUAUCGUUUACCUCCUGUUAGUGGGUUUUAUUCCUCAUCAACCACAGUAGUUCUUUCCGUGAUUUUUAUGGUACUUAUUUAGAAAGGUAUUGGGUAAACUCUGGGAUACACAUUUUAGCCCUCUGUAGCAUGUCGUGGCGAUAAGCAGUUGAACAAAAUCCAAGGGGUUGGUGGGGGGGGGGGGGGGGGGGGUCUGAGUUUUAUACAAGCAUCGAAAUUAGUUUAUAAUACCACAGAAGUCCGAAUUUUAAAAAAAAGUUAAGAUCUUAAAUGAAAGAAGCAUCUGCGAUGCGUUUUUUUGUGUUUUAAAAUACCCCACGUGUUGUGACAAAGGAAUUACCUGACACCAUGUCCCCUUCCCUCCUGACAGAAUCACAGCAAUAAACUGAUAUUGUCUAUAGAACGGUUUAGUAUUUUAUUGUUGAACUGACAGCAUUUGGGACGACCUGAUACCUUGUAUGUCCGCUGGCCAAAUUGGAAGCAGUUUUUAGCUGUAUUAUAUAGAGUUGUGUUGGCAAUAGUUUACAUGCCUGUCGAUGUAUCAUAGUCCUUUGUUACCCAGAUAAAUAAAUAUUUGAUACGCUUUA
Molecule: messenger RNA, 3131 nt
Organism: Chiloscyllium plagiosum (whitespotted bambooshark)
Lineage: Eukaryota; Metazoa; Chordata; Chondrichthyes; Orectolobiformes; Hemiscylliidae
Gene: tfap2a
Product: transcription factor AP-2 alpha
Biological process (GO): regulation of cell population proliferation; regulation of transcription by RNA polymerase II; anatomical structure development
Cellular component (GO): nucleus
Molecular function (GO): DNA-binding transcription factor activity, RNA polymerase II-specific; RNA polymerase II transcription regulatory region sequence-specific DNA binding
Source: RefSeq, a predicted model, not a curated record